AAAACAAACUCCAACAAAGACCGAAGAUAUUUAACGUAUCUCAAUAAUCUAUAUUGUCUUCAUUAUCAUGGCUACCAGAAGAUGUUAUUUAAAAGGGAGAAGAGAUGAUCAUGUGCAGUAAUACAUUCUGCACCCGUGGUCUCUUCCAUCUAAGCGAGGUGGGAUUGAGCUAGGAUAUAUUACCACCGGAAAGAAGAGACUGGUAUUGCAGCAAAAGCUGCAAAAGCACCAGCAGUUUCCCCUUUUGCAUUUGUGCGAGACACACAACAAAGUCAGGGUGGAAUGUUCAAGGAGUGCCCUUACGGCCAAAUUUUUCAUCUAUCCUGUCUUGGAAUUGAUAAAAGGCCAGGAACUCAUCCCAGUGAACGAGCAAAUCAUGCAAGACAAUGUAAAAGAUGGAAUCCCCCGGUAAUGACGAUAGCUUUGUGAGCAUUAGCCUGGAUGGCAAGGAGUGUGACAUCUGCUUGCAAGACACGGGUCAAGAUCUCACCACCUGCGAUGUCUGUGCCAGGUUUCUUACCACUGGGCCAGUUCAGGAAGGGUUUAAUGAGCUCCCUGAGGUCAUACACACAGACACUCUAGGGCAUCCUUCAUGCUUCAGGAAAUUCCACAAGCUGGCCAGACGACUGAGCCGCUCAGCCGUAAAACUUCAAAAUAACUCACCGGUAAGGGGAAAGGAUGGAAUACAUACUGAUGGGAGCACACAGUGGCUGAACUUCAAUUGUAACAACCUCGGCAAUGAGCUUCUCCUUGAGAACAUUCGUAACCGGGUGAGCAAGAGCAAUCCUGGCUCGCGAAGCGGCAGUCCUCAAUUCUCCGGUGUGAGACAGAUCGGGAAGCUAAAAGACACAGAGCGAUGCAGGAGCGAGCCUUUCUUGGAAUCGUCCGCCCAUGAGUUGCGUCGCGGCUACACCAAGUACUUGUUCGGGAAACGCGAAGGAGGCAAUGGACAAAGUGUUAAAGUGCCUGAGGGUAGCCCUGGACUUGUCCAGGAUGGGUCACAUGGUCCUAUCAAUGAAGUGCCUGGAGCAGCGGUUAACCAUGAACAAAAAGAUAGAGACCUUUCUAACAAGCAAGCCUCUUGCCAUCCGGAAAAUAGCCGUCCUAACUCUUGCCAAAGCAACCAUGAUCAGUAUUUGAUGAAGACAGUGUCAUGUCUGUCCAUCCAUGAUGAAAAACCUCAUAGACUUGUAGAUAACCGAGAGGCUGAAACCUGCAGGCAUUCCAGAACUAUAAUUGGACAUGAAGAAAUGAGGCAUAGUAAUUCAGAUGGAGAUGACAGUCAUCGUUCUGUAAAGGAGAAUAAGAAUUAUCUUCCAUCUGACGAGAAAGAAACCUGGAGAAAUGUCAGACAUAUUGACAAAGAAGCCUUACCCCUAUUGGAAAUUGCUGAGCUGAGAAGCCACACUGAGAUGUUACAGCAUGCAGUGAAUGAUGCUUGCUCUCAGCUAGUCCAGCAUCUCCAGGAGAAAGAUGUUCUGAGCAGUGAGGUUGCAUCGCGUCACGUUACCAUCAAGAAACUGGUAGAGAGACAAAAGAGUCUCCACCACUAGAUUCUUGCCAGUAGCGAUCUACCUUCACAGUACUUUCUGGGUUUGUGACUGAGAUCAAGGAAGUGGGGACGUUUCAUCACAAUGAAGAAACUGGUAAAGUGACAUUAGUCAGCGGACCCUCCACCACUGGACAAUUCAAGGUUUACUUAUGAAGGUUUGUAAGGAUCAACAUUUCGUCACCGUUAGAAAUGGUAGAUCUAUAGAUUAAAGAGCCUCCACCAUCACUAGACUCCGUCCAGGUAACGAUCUUGAUGUUCUCUAUCAAGAUAUGUAAAGGAUCAAGGAAAAGGGGCGUUGAGUCACCACCAAGAAACUGGUAGAAAGACAGAAGAGCCUCCUCUACUAAACUCCGGCCAUGGUAACGAUCUCAAUGCUAUUCUUCAUGAUCUGUAAGAAUAAAGGAACGUCAGCAUUAAGAAACUGGUAGAGAGAGAGAUAAUUUCACAAGAUACACCCAUCUUGCAUAUUGUACAGUGUACACAUCUGUGAGGCCAGUCAGUAUAAAUGUGAUAGAAAUACCACAGAUCACUGGUCAUUUUUUUAUGCCUCUUUUUUGCCUUGAAAUAAAACAUCUAUAUUUUUUUCUAUCCAUUAGAUUUGCAACAAUAUUGUAUAAAAUGUAUGCAAAUAUAAAUCUAUGCAUGCUUGAAAGUAGUCUUUAAAUUUCAUACACAUCAAGGAACAUAUGCCAUAUAUUUUGCAUGUGAUAGUUCACAUAUUUUCUUAGAGAUAUUGAUGGGUUUAUUUUUGCAGUGUAAUUACGGGGGUUUUGUGGAAGUCAUGAAAAUAACACAAUCUUGCAAUAUUCGUGAGGUUUUUUUGCAAUAUGACACAGGAGGGAUAAGAACACAGUACCGUAAAUGUAUUGAACACAUCAGUCAAAUGACAAAGACAAGCUGGGAGGUCUUUGUCAAAGACUUGUGAACUUUACGGCAGUUUCGUCCAAAGUUUCGGAAGCUGACGAAAAAUUGCAAUCACGUCGUUUGUCCAGAGUUCAGGACGAAACUGCUGUUGGAUUCACCAACUUUCGACAAAGACUUCAGGGUCAAUCUUUGUCAUGAAGGAUACUUGACAAUACAUUUUCUAUGUUCUUGAAUCCGUCGUGCGUCGUGGAGUGAAAACUCCCUUUGAAAGGGUAUGCAGCAGACUUAUGUCAUUGUAUUUGGACAUAAUGGCCCGAAUUCACAAAGGUGGGUUUGAAAACCCAUGGUUGAGUCCAUGGUUUAUGGCCCGAAUUCACAAAGGUGAAUUUCCUGUACAGAUUUCCUGUGUGAAUAACGCUUGAUUUACUGCAUAUACCGGUACUGAAAAGUGUCCGAUGCUGAUGCACGCUUUUGUCACAGUGCGCCAAAUUGACUCCUGUUGCUGUGGUUAAGUGCGUGAUUUUUUUAUUCAUGAGUCCACUCUUCAAACAGUGGACUCGUGAAUAAAAUAGCAUAUUUAACCAUGGUAACAAGCAUCAAUUUGGCGCACUGUAACAAAAGCGCGCAUGAGCAGUGGAAAAAAAAUAUGCGCAAAAUCAUGCGUAAUUUAUGCACAAAAUCUGCAAAAACCAUGGAUUCAACCGUGGGUUUUCAAGACCACCUUGUGAAUUCGGGCCAGUAUGCCACGCUACAUGUACAGGCAUUUCUUUAUAUUCACAUAUGUACUGUACAAGUUCAUUUACAUGCAGCUUUAUGUGAAAACCAAUUGGUUGACUCUUUAAACUGUUUUUGAGGCUGAAGAGAGUGACAUCCAUUUUUUUAAACAAUUGCCAUUGAUAUUAUUUCUUCAUUUCUGAAAUUUUCUGUGUGCUAGUCUGCAAGCUGUAAUGUCAUAUGUCCAGGGUUUGAAACUAAUGCGUCAUUUGGAAAGGGGAUCUACAUUUGCCACUCUCCACCCAGGUGUAAUGAAUUGGUAGGGAGGAAUUCCUUGAGUGCUCAGGCACCAGAUCAGGCUAACUGAGAAAAAGCGGAUAUUUUCCAAGAAUUCAUAUUGGCUCUAUUUCAAAUCUGGAUUCUGGAUCAAAAUUUUCUAUAAAAACUCAUAUGGAAGUUCACAAAUACAAAAGGGGGUCAUAAUGAGCUUAACAAAAAUUUCUUACACAUCCCUUUAUGGGAAUACAUGUAUAUUGUUUUUUGUUUUUUUUACUUAUUUUUUUUAUUUUACAGAAAACUUGUUUUUUUUAUUAUUCUCAGUUGGAUAAUCUGAAGGUCAUCAUUUUACAUCAUAUAAGAAAAUCUUCAAAUAUAAGUUGCGGGAAAGUUUAAUGCGACUGACCGUAAUGGGACUGACCAGAGUUUUUCUUUCCACAAAAGAAAAUUGAAGCCGCUUCCCAAAUUCAAAUGCCUUUAUUUGACACUUCUAUUUGUAAGUAAAGUUUUACAGGUAUUGAAAUUGGUAAAAGUGAUUUGAUGUGAAAGAAUUAUUAAAAAGUAAUCAGUCACAUUUUUCUAUGUCCUUUUUGUGUAAUGCGACUGACCGAUUUUU
Messenger RNA from Lytechinus variegatus (green sea urchin), 4022 nucleotides. RefSeq lists its product as uncharacterized. Lineage: Eukaryota; Metazoa; Echinodermata; Echinoidea; Temnopleuroida; Toxopneustidae. The transcript has 6 exons. Bases 396 to 1553 code for a protein of 385 amino acids. The record is from RefSeq and is a predicted model, not a curated record.